Topomyia yanbarensis is the source of this 3253-nucleotide messenger RNA. It is a transcript of the gene CCDC151, whose product is annotated as outer dynein arm-docking complex subunit 3. Gene Ontology annotation, cellular component: cilium. Bases 1345 to 3177 code for a protein of 610 amino acids. The transcript has 4 exons. The record is from RefSeq and is a predicted model, not a curated record. Gene Ontology annotation, biological process: cilium movement; outer dynein arm assembly. NCBI's taxonomy places the organism in Eukaryota, Metazoa, Arthropoda, Insecta, Diptera, Culicidae.
GUAAACAAAGAGAGUAACUCAUUGCAGAUAUGACGUUUUGAAAAAACGCUCAAGAAUUAAGUAAACGAUUUCUCAUCUGUUGUCCGUUCCCUUGUUCGUAGUCCUCCCUCAUGUUCCUGAUCUGUUUGGGCCACUGGCUUUCCGUUUCCUUGGCCGUCACGCUCGAUCCGCACAUAGUGUAGCAAGAGAAACAAAUGAAAAGACAAAAAAGAAAUGAAAAUAAAUGGACGUCUGCUAUCUUUGCCUAAAUUGAUGUUGCUUCUCAGUUUUGCACGACCCAGGGGGAACUUGGCCUUGAUCCCAAUGCUCUGUCACAGAUUUUGCGUGAUAUUCGUUAUGGAAUAUUCUUUGUUUGGGGGCCAUUCAUAAACAAUGUUGUUCGUUUUUUAAAACUUAACCCGUGAUACGUCUAAAAUUCAUUUUUAGUUUUUAUCACGUUACGUGACGCUCUUCCCCUAUUGUCAAUAUUCGAUAUCAUUUAUGAAUGGUCCCCUGGCGAUAUAUUUAGAGCAGACAAUCCCAUGAAAAAUAGGAUUGACGGGAUUUUAGUGCGCUUUUGGCGCCUUGUGUCACAUCUUCAUGUUUGUUAUACAUACUAAGAAUACCAAAGCAUGUGAUGACCGGAAGAUUAGAGAAGCAACUCCUCCCCUUCCCCCCAUAAUCAGGAAAUAAUAAUAAUAAAAUAAUGGGUCAUAAAAAGUGUUCAAGGAAUUAACGUGCAGUUGAUCGAUCCUUGCUAUCUGGAUCUACGUUAUCGAACAUACGGGAUGCAUGAACGAAGUCGGUCGAUCUGCCUUCGGUUUACCGAAGCAUUUCAAUGAUUCGAUUUUAACCUUCCGAUUAACGAUUUUCGCUAACGCGCUAUCAAUUUUUUUCGCAUUAUUAACAACUAGAACAAAAAAAAUCAUUGGGACAACUGUCCGAUAAAUAUACCGAUCAAAUAAACAAUUAACACAAAUUCCUUGAAAUUUUUACAUUUGAGUCUUAGCUUAGCUUACAACAUAUAUUAACGAAUCCACAAGUCAGGUUCCUCCAAACAACUCAAACGAGCUUGAACAUAUUUUGGUUGAAAAGUUGGAAUGAACCGUCCCUAUUGAGCAAAGACAACUUACAACAAAUGUGUUUGUGUACUAUGAUACACCAACAGGUGGUUGGUAACAGAACUAUGUACAGGCACGUGAGAAUGAAAUAACACAACAUAGGGAAUCGCAUCGCUAUGCCGUGCCGCCACAUAACCAUGGGUACGUUCAAGGGUAGCCGUUGGAUCAAUACCGAAACAUUUAGAUUUUUUUACUGGUUUCGAAUGCGGUGUGGUCAGACUCGAAUAGCGACACAACUGCUAAAAUGUCUACCCCAAAACCAAUUCUCAACGUCGAAAGCUUGGCUUUGACCAAUAAAAAGAUUGGCGAGUUGAAAAAGAAGGUGACAUUAGCUGAGGGCCAAAAAAAGGCGUACACCGAAGAAUGGGCGGAUGCGAAAAAAGUCCAGAACGAUAAAGUAACCGAGCUGAAGAAAGAUGUACGCGAUUUGACCAACAAACUGUCAUACCUACAUAAUCCGAAUAGCUUGAAAGCGCAAAAGAAUCUACAGGAAAUCAAGCGUCGGACGCAGCUACCACCCGGAGCUAAAACGAUUCAGGAGGCCGUACAAGUGCUAGAUCUGAAAAUAAUCGACGUAAACAAGCAGGCGGAUGUCGUUGAGGCGAAACACAAGAAGCGCGAACAAUGCUACAAAAAGUUGGUCGAUCAAUACCACGCACUGAUGGCAUACAAAAAUUCCAAAAGCGAUGGAUCAAACCCUUCGGAAACGGUCGAGGAGGAUGCCAACAGGAAACUCAUAACUCACUUGGAGAACGAGAUUCACCGAACCUCCGUCCAAUGGAUGGAAGCGGAGCAUAUCAGAAAGAAGUACCGUGGAAUAAAAUCCUCUCUGAUGAGAGAUGCGGAAAGAUUUGAAAGUUCUUUGUUGGAUUUGGAGGUUGCUAUUACGGAACAGCAAGCAGAAAUCACUAAACUAGAGGCAGUUCACAAGGAAGCGAUGCAAAUGCGGGACAGUACUAAGGCGAUUCUACAGCGACAGGAACAAACGACAGUUUACGCAAACAAAGCAAGAGAAAAGCAGGCUCUCGACUUCCGGCGUCAGGUUGAGGAACGUAAGCUGGAGCUAGAACGUCUGGAGCGGAAGAUUUUCUCCACCGGUAAAACGUUGAUUCAUCAGGAGAGUAUUUUGUCUGCUUCCGGGGAUCAUGCUGCCGGGAGAGGCGAAGGAGAUGAGCCGGGUGGGCACGAUAAGGAAUCUGCAACGGAUAUGGAGCAAAAGUUUAAGAAGCUGAUGCAGGCUAUCGGGGUCAGCGCGGCUAGUGAAGUUGUCGAUCGUUUCCUGGCGCAACGGGAGGCCUCGGCCCGUCUGACGUACCUUCGCUCGAUUACUGAGAACGAGAAGAAACAAUUGGAAGCCCAACGGGAGCUAAUGACUGCCCAAUUGGAUGCGUUUAAGUUUGCCGAUGUCAAGGACAGUGAUGUCAAUCAAGAGGAACUGGAAAAGAUUAGAAACUCGAUCGAGGAACAAAAGGCUCGCCGGGAGGAGUGUGAGAAAGCGAUUGACUACACGAGAAACGUAUUCAAUACAAUUAAAGACGCAUUGGUUGAACUGUUAAUAACGCUGCGAGAAAUUGAUGAUAAUCUGGGAGCCGACUACUUACGAUGGACUCCCACAAAACAGGCAAAUUUAAUGGACCUUUCGCCUGAGAAUAUUUCCGUUGAUGACUUGGGCAACAUGUUGGAAGACAAAAUAAAACUCGGCAUGAUCGCCAGUGGACAACUGGCGGCAAACGACGACGAGGACGGUGACAGUGGAUUAUCUGAGGAAGAAGUUGAAUUACCAAGACCGACCAGUUCAUUGCAGAUACCGGCGUCUACUCCUUCGGUGGGAACAUCAUCUAUGCAAGACGACCGUGAAAAACCACCCGCCUAUCCCCCGGUCUACGUUAAUCUGAUUGCCGGUCGGACAACCGCGCAGAUUUCAUCGGCCUCACCCGGACCGGGAGCUACGGUGGUUCUGUCGGAUGACGAAGCAGAAGUUCCGUCUCGAAGCUAUCUGAAACGACAAGCUAAUAUGAUCAUCGAGGCAAAAUCUAGACGUAAGGGCUUUAGAAUGCCACCGCCGAAGAGGCGUUAAGAUCCGCCAUUGGUGGAUGGGAACCUUUAUUGGUUAUUUAAAGUCCUGAAACUACAUGAAAAUAUAUAAGAACGAA